This is a messenger RNA of Dictyostelium discoideum AX4, 675 nucleotides long. RefSeq lists its product as hypothetical. The record is from RefSeq and is a predicted model, not a curated record. Bases 1 to 675 code for a protein of 224 amino acids. NCBI's taxonomy places the organism in Eukaryota, Evosea, Eumycetozoa, Dictyosteliales, Dictyosteliaceae. The transcript has 2 exons.
AUGAUAGAGUCCAUCGAAUAUUUAUACAAUUUUAUUUCAAAAAAUUAUUUUAAAUUUAAAUUUUAUUUUUCACCAAAAUUUAAAUUUUGUAAAAAAUUAAAGAAAAUAUUAGAAUGGAAAAAAGUAAAUAUUGAAGAAUAUCCCAUUAGAGGAAUUUCAAAUUUAAUAUUUGAUAAUGAAAAUGGACCAUAUGAUAAUAAGAUAGCACUUGUAGUUUGGAAUAUAAAUGAAAUGAUUCGAAGAAUUAAAAUCAAUCAUCCAAUUUUAGGAACUGUUGAAUUGAUAAAACAAACCAUUACCAAUUUAAUAAUAAACAAUGGUGGAAAUUAUUAUGACAGAUCAGAGAAUUCAAUCUUCUUUUUUCAAAACUAUCAUCAAAUGGUAAUUUGCUUUACAAAUAUUUACCUAACUAGACCAUGGUUAAGAAAAGAAGUAAACUAUAAUGAUUUGGCAAACCUAUAUUUCAUCUCUAAAGGAAUUGAUAAAAAUAAUUUAAAUGAACCAAUUGUUGAUUUCCAUCCAAUUCCAUUCUCUUGUUUAUUAAUUAAUGAUAAUAAUAAUGUUAAUAAUAAUAAUAAUAAUAAUAACACUAAUAAUAAUGAUAACAACACUAUUAAUAGUGAUGAUAACAACUUUACCAAUAAUGAUAAUAAUAAAGAAAUUGAAAAUGAUUAA